UUUUUCCUUUGUUGAAGGUGAUUAAUUAAAAGUUGGGGUGAAAAGAAAACCUAUGAUGCCAUGAAUCCAGAAUGACUUUCACCGAGGCUCUUAAUUUCAUGGGUGACUUAUUUUUUUUCCAGUUGUACAUGGAAAGGCUGAUGCUGAAAGGUAAAUGUCUCAAUUUUCUCUGCCCCAGGGAGCUGUAGCAGAAGUUGUCUUCUACAAGUUUUUUUUUCUUACUAGAAAGGUCAGAAAGCGAGUACUGGUGAUGAGAAAUUCUCUAAAGCUGUUUAUUCUCGUCUCUUCUAAACAUUAACCAUCAUCUUACCCCCCUUGUUCCCAGGAUUAUCUUGAGGGAUUUGUAAAAAUGUGUGCUGGCAUCACAUACUGCGGUAACUGAAAUAACAUAGGAGCUCUAAUGAAAGCUGUCUGGUCUCUACAGGUAACAAAGCCUGGAAAGUAAUACUUUGGCUGAAAUCCUUUAGACUUGCACAGGACUGAUGCUUUAGAGGUGCAUGGGGAGGAAUGGCUGAGUUACUUCUCGGCAUGAGUCACAACGGCUUAUGUGGAUCCUUGUGGUAUUAAAACAAGCGGUGUUUGAUGCUCACUGUGUUGGAAAAAUGUAGCAAGCAAUGUCUUGUCUUGGCAUGGCCUGUGCUGAACAACAAAAGAUAAUUGUAUUUUUGGUGAGCAAUAUACUCACCAAAACCAAAAUGGGAGAUUGUCACAGUUUGAAUUUGGCUUCCACAUAUACAGGUGGGGGUGUCUACACAGGUGAGUUCCCCACGGUUUCUGCAUGCUGCAUCAAGUGCUGGAUAAAGGGAGAGGUGAAGUUGUGCACGGUGCUGCAGAAAUGCAGCGGGGUCACGCCGUGGAGCCAGCUUGAUUCCAGCAAGGCCACUUACCUCCUGCUGCUGAAAUGCCUCCUCGGGGUGCAGUCUGCGAAGGCUUUAUUCUCACUAUAGCUGAACUGAGGUGGCUGUGCACGCAGAGCUGUGCCAGAACCCGGCCCAGCUUGGUAGGUGUGUGCCCACCGAGUGCGUAACGCUCACGGUAACACAACCACAGCUGCGGCGGUGCUGGCAGACGUCAGUGAGGAUCACUAGGAGGCUCUCACAGCCUUCUUCCCCCACCUCUCACCGUACACAAACCAGCCGUGCGCCUGCACCCCGAGGCGGAGCUGCCUGCCGGCGGCCGCCCGCUGGGGGUGUGAGGGGGCGGCCUCCGAGCGGGGCUCCCUCGCUUCUGCAGGGCCCCGGGGCGGGGCCCGAGGAAGUGACUUCAGCCGGCAGCACGGCUGGGCACGGCACGGCUCGGCUCGGAGCAUGGCAGCGGCGGCGGCGCGCUCCCUGCUAGCGGCGGGGCGGGCGGGCGGCGGGCGGCGGUGCCGGACCCGGACCCUGCCUGUGGCGGCGGCCGCUCCCUACUGCACCGUGGCCCGGCAGCAGCGGCGGCCGCCGCCCGACAUGCGGAGCUACCUGUGGUCGCGAUACAGGGAGGCCAAGCGGGUCACCAAGGAGUUAGUUCCUUCAAUUAUGAGUAACAUGCUGAACCCGGAUGCUAUUUUUUCAAACAACGAAAUGAGCCUGUCAGACAUUGAAAUCUAUGGCUUUGAUUACGACUACACAUUGGUCUUUUAUUCUAAACAUCUGCACACGCUGAUCUUCAAUGCUGCUCGAGAUCUUCUUAUUAAUGAGCAUCGGUAUCCUGCAGAAAUAAGAAAAUAUGAUUAUGAUCCGAAUUUUGCAAUAAGAGGACUUCAUUACGAUGUACAUCGGGCGUUAUUAAUGAAGAUUGAUGCUUUUCAUUAUAUUCAGCUAGGAACAGUUUACAGAGGCCUCAGCGUUGUCCCAGAUGAAGAAGUCAUUGCAAUGUAUGAUGGUUCCCAUGUCCCCUUGGAACAAAUGAGUGACUUUUAUGGAAAGAGCUCACAAGGAAACACAAUGAAGCAAUUCAUGGAUAUAUUUUCCUUGCCAGAAAUGACACUCCUUUCUUGUGUAAAUGAAUAUUUUCUGAAAAACAACAUAGACUAUGAGCCUGUUCAUCUGUACAAAGACGUCAAGGAUUCAAUCAGGGAUGUCCACAUCAAAGGAAUAAUGUAUAGAGCAAUUGAAGCAGAUAUUGAGAAAUACAUCUGCUAUGCUGAACAAACUCGUGCAGUGUUAGCAAAGCUGGCUGAUCAUGGCAAGAAGAUGUUUCUUAUCACAAACAGUCCCAGCAGUUUUGUGGACAAAGGCAUGAAGUUCAUAGUCGGCAAGGACUGGAGGGAUCUCUUUGAUGUGGUCAUUGUACAGGCUGAUAAGCCAAACUUUUUCAAUGAUAAGCGAAGACCGUUUCGGAAGGUGAAUGAAAGGGGAGUGUUGCUUUGGGACAAAAUUCACAAAUUGCAGAAAGGCCAGAUCUACAAACAGGGUAACUUAUAUGAAUUUCUGAAGCUUACUGGCUGGAGGGGCUCUAAGGUUCUCUACUUUGGUGAUCACAUCUACAGUGACUUGGCAGAUUUGACCCUGAAGCAUGGCUGGCGCACUGGUGCAAUUAUUCCAGAGUUACGAUCAGAGAUUAAAAUCAUGAACACAGAGAAGUACAUUCAAACCAUGACCUGGCUACAGACUCUGACAGGAUUACUGGAACACAUGCAGGUUCACCGUGAUCCUGAUUCACAGAUGAUUUUAGAAGAAUGGAAGAAGGAAAGAAAGGAAAUGAGGGAAAUGAACAGGAAUUUCUUCAAUGCACAGUUUGGAAGCUUAUUCAGAACGGAUGAGAAUCCCACGUACUUCCUAAGACGUCUGUCUAGAUUUGCAGAUAUCUACAUGGCAUCGCUGAGUUGUCUCUUGAACUAUGAGCCUGACUACACAUUUUAUCCAAGAAGGACUCCUUUGCAGCACGAACUUCCUGGCUGGUCAGAUCAGCUGUGCACUGGUACAUUCAGAAUACCCUUCCUACAAGAGACGGUUCAGAUCAAAUAAGCACUUGCCUUAUUAUCUCUAAAAUGGGCAAAUACACCCUUUUUUUUGAAUAUGGAUGCAUUUUAUUUAACUCACUUAAAUCUGUUACCUUGAUUUAGAUGUAAUUCAUACUUGUUCUCAAUAAGCAUAGCACCUAUUUUCUCCUCUACUGCUCAGAGAUGUGAAACCUCUUCUUACACACAGAGGAUAUAAUGGACUGCCAAAAUAGCAGAGGGCUGGGGGAGAGGACAAAUUUGAGGGGGAAAGGCUGGUGAUGUUCUGGGAUGGUUGCUUUUGUUUGUUCGUUGGAAACUUUGAUCUGCAGCCUUGUGGCUUACAAAGAAAUAGCUGUGCUGUCCUUUCUGGCUGUGAUCAGAACUGUAGCUAGAGCCUGUCAUGGCUUGGCACUGAAAAGCUUAAAUCCAGUGUUAGUCAUUCAGUGAUACGCUGUUACUAACCAGUUUAUGGUGAGACUGAGAGGGAUAUGGCAUAAGCAGUAACUUCCUGUUGCCGUAGCUAGAGCAUUAUCUGCAACUGAACUAACUGGUGUAAUGCUUGGGUGCAUCUCUGGAGCAUUGCAAUGGCUACAGUACAGGCAUGCUCAGGCUGGUGGGCUUCUUUUCUUGCCUGUACAUCAUUUUCUGUUCUUGUACUGUCUGUGCUUGGCUGUAGGUGGACCUGAACCUAAACCUGACAGUGACAGGAAGCUUGGAGUGCUUCAGCUUCCUUGUGCUGACUUUGACACCUUUCCUUUUAAGAUUCCAAACUGUUUAAAUACCUGCUCUCUGAUAAUAAAGCCAUUGCAACAGGUCUCACAGUGUGCAUUUCAAAGUGGAGGCAGAAUUCCAUCAGGCUUUAGAUUGAUCCUAAAUGCUGCUUUUAAAACUUACAAGUGUCUUACAGUGCGGCACGCAGUGCAGUUUUGAAGUUCCCUUGGAGAUGAGGUACUUGAUGUAGCCUUCAGUAAUGGACUUCUGCAUUCAAAAGUAAACACGCACAAUGGGCACAUGAAUUUGGGGGGGAGGAGGGAGAGGAGACGUGAGCAGAUGAAAAACAGUUUUCUGAUGACAUUUUUUUUAGCUCAAGCCCCCAGAGCUGGAUUGGGGGUGAUGGACAAUUUGCAUCAAGCAAAACAACUUUAACUGUGCAGGUGAGAAGUCUUAUAGGAUUACUAAAAUUGCAAGAAAGGCACGAACACAAGCUUUGCGUAGCAUAUAUGUUCCAAAGAUUUGAGCUGAAAAAUGUCUAUUUUGCACAAGGAAAACAUCUGUUGAUGUAUUUCCUCGAACAGGCACUUUAUAGAACUGAUAUGUAGUUGUUUUUAAAUCAGGAUGCUUUCUUGUCUCUGCAUCCAAAGGAAAGUUAUUAUUUUUGAACUGGUGCUUCCUGCUCCAGCCAUUUUAGAAGGCAUAAUGACUAACGGUUUUCAAAAUUUAGUUAUAAAGGGUUCUGUUCUUAAAAACGUAUAAUUGACAAAAUACAUAGCAUUUGGUAUCUUUCAUUUCAUUAUGGGAUAUCACUUGGUUCAUACCGUGAUAGUCAGGUAAACAAACUUUUGGUGACCAAAAGUUUUCUUGUUUGUUUUUUAACUUGUCUUAUAUGCAAGAAUCUGUACUGAAUUCCAGAUGCAGUAUCUCUCAUGUUUUUAAAAGCAUGUUUGCAAAGUAAAGAAUGUAUUUUAAUCUAGCCUGCACAAUUUCAUAUGCAGUUUUCCUGUAUGCUUGAAAUCAGUCUGAAGUCCUGAGAGGUGCUUAUGGAUUUUACGUUCAUGGUUUUCUUGUGCUCCUAUUUGAAACUUGACAUGCCAUACUCCUAAAGUGAGUGCUUGUGUGUGUGUGUGUGUGUGUGUGUGUGGUGUGUUUAAACAGAAGAGUAUACCUGAAAUGGGUAAGUUCAUCUGACAGUCCUGCUGUUUUGGUGGAAGAUGGUAGUUUGGCUUUAUGAGGAGAGUUGGUGGUGGAGCUGUGCAAGAAAUAUUUAGCAUAACUCGACGAUGCAGGCUGUUCUGUCAGCUGAAAUUUGGGGAUGGAAAUGUCCCCAAUUUGCCUUCAUUUUUUUAUCUUCAUGCUCAGCUAGAACUGAACUUGGUGUUACAUAUACGUAGCACCUUUCAUGCUCUAGAGAUCUCAAUGCACUGUUUAAAAUAAAACAAAACCCACUGUACAUUCUUCAUGUCACUACCAGCAAUUAAGAGUGUUGUUCUUCAGUUCUGCAUUGCUGCAUUUGCUAAUGUUUUGGUUAUAGCUCUUGUGUUUCCUAUUUGAAAGCUGGCUAGGAGUCAGUUUGUUUGUCUAAUUUUCCUGUGUUAACCAGGAACAGUCUGAUUGGGUUGGAUGAUAUUACCCACAUACUGCCCAUUUUGUUUCAAGAUGAUUUUUCCUCCCUCUCAACUUACAAACCCAUCAAACUUCUGUACAAAGCUAUGUGACAGCACGCAGCUCAAGUAGAAUCUUGUUUAUGUUGCAUGACUUCUUGAAACAACGUUGCAUGAAAAAAAAUAAUUAUGGAAGUGUUAUGUUCUUUUAAAAAUACAUAUAAUAUGAAUUUAAGUGAGAAUUUUAAAAUGCAUUAUUUAUUUUUCAGUGCUAGAAUAUUAUUCUUUUAAAAAUGUAUUGUGUUUUUGUAAUUAUUUCAAAGAACUCGAGCUGCAUACCUUGGUGCUCUCUGCAUAACUUAUUUUAACCUUAUGUUACUGACUUCCAAGAGAUUUUUGAGCACGUUGAAAGGGCAAUGUCUGUUUAUGUUCAUUUUGGAAGUGUUCGUUUGAACACCAAAGUAAGAAGAAAUUUUUUUUCUGUUCUGUAAAAACUGAGAGGAGAAUAGUCUGUCAGUAAAAGAAGAGUUUAAUGAACUAUGGAAACUUUUUUUGUUUUUGUGAUUAGAAAAUAUUUAAUGAUUAUUACAAAAAUAAAUGCUUGGACUCUG
Molecule: messenger RNA, 5852 nt
Organism: Cygnus olor (mute swan)
Lineage: Eukaryota; Metazoa; Chordata; Aves; Anseriformes; Anatidae
Gene: NT5DC3
Product: 5'-nucleotidase domain containing 3
Exons: 14
Coding region: 1308-2948 (546 amino acids)
Molecular function (GO): 5'-nucleotidase activity
Source: RefSeq, a predicted model, not a curated record